Oxyura jamaicensis (ruddy duck) is the source of this 858-nucleotide messenger RNA. RefSeq names its product phenylalanine--tRNA ligase, mitochondrial-like. NCBI's taxonomy places the organism in Eukaryota, Metazoa, Chordata, Aves, Anseriformes, Anatidae. The record is from RefSeq and is a predicted model, not a curated record. The transcript has a single exon. Gene Ontology annotation, biological process: phenylalanyl-tRNA aminoacylation. Gene Ontology annotation, cellular component: cytoplasm; mitochondrion. Gene Ontology annotation, molecular function: tRNA binding; phenylalanine-tRNA ligase activity; ATP binding. The coding region runs from base 25 to 654 and encodes 209 amino acids.
UUCCAGGUUAUAAGAGAGUUUGCAAUGGCAAUGCUCUGGAAAUUCAUGAGAGUAGCUAGGUAUUCUAAAACAGCUUUACCACCGAAAGUAAGAGGGAUUCUGGUCCAUUCAAGGCAUUCUUCUUCUUCCAAGUCUGUACCUUCAGAUUUUGCUGCCAGCACACCCUGCUCAAAUACGGUGGAACUGCUUGGUAAAUCUUAUCCUCAGGAUGACUACAGCAAUGUCACAGAGAAGAUUCUUUCCAAAGUGGGGAAGAACUUGCAUAACAAAAAGCAUCACCCUUUGUGGCUAAUCAAGGAGCAGGUGAAGGACCACUUUUACAAGCAUUAUACAGGACGCCGUGGGACUCCACUCUUUUCUGUCUACGAUGGUCUUUCUCCAGUGGUUACAGUACAGCAGAAUUUUGAUAGUUUACUUAUACCACAAAACCAUGCCAGCAGAAAGAAAGAGGAUAACUAUUACUUGAAUCGUGAUCACAUGCUAAGAGCACACACAUCAGCUCACCAGUGGGACUUGAUACACUCUGGCCUAGAUGCCUUUCUGGCUGUGGGAGAUGUCUACCGCCGUGAUACAAUUGAUAACACCCACUAUCCGGUCUUUCAUCAGAUGGAAGGAGUUCGACUCUUCUCCUGUCAUGAGGUAGGAAUUCUUUAGUUGAGGUGAAAGAGGUUUGGGGUAAGUUGAUCUUAUUUGCUAUUAGCAAGUGCAAGUUACCACACAGGUAUUAUGCAGUACAUUGAUGAAGAUCAAGUAAUUGGUUGUGGACAAAUAUAGGUGAAAAAUGUGGAAUUUGAAAACACCUGUAAAUUCCCCAGAAAAAUCUGGAAAAAAUGAAUGAUGGUAUUCUUGAAAUCUAGC